AGAAGCAUUUGGAGGGUGUCUGAAAUGCAGGAGCUCCACAGAUGCCUGAGACCAGCGGAGAGAUAGGAGCCUCACCCUGCUUGGAAAAGAUAGAGAAAACAAAAGAAGAGAAGGACUGCAACAAACUUAUACGCCUCAAUAUUCUCUCAUAACCACUAUUGGACGCUGGUGUUUGUGGCGUUAUCAUGGUGACAUUAAGAGUAACAUUGACUUUAAGGUUCACCUUAUUGUUCCUGUACUGUUUAGGCUGUACUGGUUGGCCGAGCCAGGCACAGCAGUUGUCCCUGCGGGCUUUGCGUCAAGCGGCCCAAACCCGGCAAAACCUCUCUGAGAGUGCGGAGAGCAAAGUAGAACGUCUCGGCCAGGUCUUCCGAAAGAACGUUCGUCUUCUUCGGGAACGGGGAGGCUGUCUGGAUCUGGUCUUCCUCGUGGAUGAGUCGUCCAGCAUGGGAGCUUCCAACUUUGGGAGCGAGUUGCGAUUUGUGCGAAAGCUGCUGUCAGAUUUUCCGGUGGCGCCGGAGGCAACACGUGUAGCACUGGUAACAUUUAGUUCCAAGAGCCAUGUGGUUACAAGAGUGGACUAUGUGUCUGCACCCACAGCCCACCAACACAAGUGUUCGCUCUUCAGCAAAGAGAUCCCCUCCAUCACCUACAGAGGAGGUGGCACCUACACCAGGGGGGCCUUCCAGCGUGCAGCGCAAAUUCUGAGGCACUCGCGUGAGAACGCCACGAAGGUGAUCUUCCUCAUCACUGACGGUUACUCAAACGGCGGAGACCCGCGGCCUGUGGCGGCAGCGCUGAGGGAAAGAGACGUGGAGAUUUUCACGCUGGGCAUCUGGCAGGGAAACAUCCGCGAGCUACACGACAUGGCCUCGCACCCCAAGGAUCAGCACUGCUACCUAGUGCACAACUUUGCUGAGUUUGAAGCACUAGCUCGACGCGCUCUUCACGAAGAUCUUCCAACUGGAAGUUAUAUUCAGGAGGACCUGGCCCAGUGUUCAUCGUUGUGCAAAGAGGGAAAGGACUGUUGUGACAUAAUGGGCAGUUGUAAAUGCGGUACACACACAGGACAGUACGACUGUGUGUGUGAGAAAGGAUACUAUGGAAAAGGACUUCAACAUGAGUGCACAGCUUGUCCAUCUGGUACAUAUAAACCUGAAGCAAUUUCUGGAGGUGUGAGUACCUGCCUUCCCUGCCCCGAUCCUCAUCACACAUCCAGACCUGGGAGUACAGAUGUAUCAGACUGUGUGUGUGCGGAAGGCUACAGACCACACAACAACACAUGCCAAGCGGUGGUCUGUCCAGUUCUCUCUCCCCCAGAGAAUGGUUUCUUCAUCCAGAAUGUGUGUAAUAAUCAAUUUAACUCUGCAUGUGGGGUGCGCUGUCUCACAGGCUUUGACCUGCAGGGAGAUGGAAUCAGACUCUGUCAGCCAGACGGGACCUGGUCAGGAGUUCAGCCGAGCUGCAGAGUUCGCUCUUGCCCAGAUCUCUCUCCUCCACGUCAUGGGUUACUGAACUGCAGUGAGCGGACCGCCCCCUAUAGGCUGGAGUGUUUGGUUCGCUGUGAACAGGGCUAUAGACUACAGGGCAGAGCCAGAUUCACCUGUCUGGCCAACUCGCAGUGGAGUGGACCACAGCCCCGGUGUGUCGAGAUACGCUGUCCUCCAAUUGUUACUUUGAAGCAUAUCCGUCUGUCACCCCCUGCCUGUGGGGAGAAUGAGGUCAGGACCGGAGCAUUGUGUCAGUUAACCUGUCCCCGUGGUUACCGUCUCAUCGGUAACUCUGAAGUCAGAUGUCUGCCUUCUGGAAACUGGAGUGAAAAUCUACAUAAAGCAACCUGUGCAGAUAUAGAGCCUCCAUGGAUUCAGUGUCCUGGUGAUGUCAUCACCGAGACAGAUGAACAUCAGAGUUCGGCUAACAUCAGUUUGAGUGCACCCUUGCUUGGGGACAAUUCUGGAGAUGAGGUUGUGGUGCAGGUGACCCCUGUUCUAAACCCCAUGCAGCCUUUCCCUAUAGGAACUGAGUUCAUAACAUACACAGCAACCGACCGCACAGGAAACGAGGCCAACUGCUCUUUCACUGUUACAGUAGUUGAUACGGAACCCCCUUUGAUCGACAGAUGCAGAUCUCCACCCACCGUUAAGGCCACUGGGAAAAAAACUGCAAUAUACUGGGAAGAACCUCAGUUUUCAGACAAUUCUGGAGCCUAUUUGAAUAUCUCUAGUACUCACUCAUCUGGAGAUGUAUUUCCUGUUGGAGAAACUUCAGUGUACUACACAGCCACAGACCCUUCUGGAAACAGCCGUACCUGUGAACUCAUCAUUACUGUACAAGGUUCAACCUGUGAGAAGCCAUUUGUGCCAGUGAAUGGGGAUUUCUCAUGUGCCAAGACAGAGGAGGGAACAAACUGCUCUCUGAUAUGCAGACAGGGUUACAGUCUCACCCAGGAUGCCGUGCACAGCUACUUUUGCGCCAAUAAUGGAAUCUGGGAGCCGCCCCGCUCACCAGACAGACCUGAUUGCUCCCUGAACAGAAUUGCAAACAAUGGCUUUAAGCCCUUUGAGACGUUGUUUAAAGCAUCCCGCUGUGAUGAUCUUGACUUGCUAAAGUCCUUCACAGGGGAGUUUUCAACUGUUCUUAAAGAUACGGUCCCUAAAAUUUGCAAUGGGGAUGAUGUCACCUGCAAACUGGAAAUGACUUUACCUGGACAGUGCCUGGAGUAUAACUAUGAUUAUCCAAACGGAUUUGCUAUUGGUCCUGGAGGAUGGGGCUCUCAGAAUGGCCAGGACUAUGCAUAUUUUGACACUGGUUUUGUUCCAGAGCACCACUUGCAGCAAGAUGGUUCAUCACAGCAUGGCUAUCACAUGAGGACCAAACGCCAUCGCAAAAUCACUGGUCCUACCAGAGAGCAAAAGAUACAAAUCCAUUUCAACAUUACAGCAAGCAUCCCACUGCCCUUGUCGAGGAACGACUCGGCGGAAAUAGUCAAUCAAAGACGUUUGCUGAGGGCACUUGAGCAGCUGACCAAUCGGCUUAAGCGGACACUGAGCAAGCAACCGUUCUCUACCUUCCAUGUGUCUUCAGAGAUGAUCGUUGCGGACCCCAAAUCCUUGGAAAGUAAAAAGGCUAAACUGUACUGCCGGCCAGGGUCUGUUCUCAAUGGCAGGGUGUGUGUGCAAUGCCCAGUAGGGACGUAUUUCUCCCUGGAGUAUGGCGAGUGCGAGAGCUGUUGGAGAGGGUCAUAUCAGGAUGAGGAGGGUCAGAUGGAGUGUAAGUCAUGCCCAGAUGGCUUCUCCACUCCGUACCUCCAUUCCCGCAGCCUGGCAGAGUGCAAAGUGCAGUGCCAGCCUGGCAGCUCAUCAUUAACCGGGUUGGAGACCUGUGAGUCCUGUCCUUUAGGGGAAUACCAGCCAGAUUUCAGCUCUCAGGUCUGUCUGCCCUGCCCUUCCACCACGACCACUGUCAAUAGAGGGGCUUUGGAUGUCAAUGAGUGCGGUGUUCCAUGUUCCGCUGGUCAUUUCUCCUGGACAGGUCUAGUUCCAUGUUACCCAUGUCCCAGAGAUUAUUACCAGCCUGAGGAGGGCCGUUCCUACUGUCUCUCUUGCCCCUUUUAUGGUACCACCACAAUAACAGGGGCCAAAGCCAUCCAACAGUGCUCCAGCUUUGGUUCUAGUUUCCUGCCUAAAGAGGAAAGUGCAACUGCAGCGCCAGAAGUUGUUGUGAGAAAGGAUUAUCAAGCCAGUAGCCAGAUGUUCCAUGAAUGUCUCCUGAAUCCGUGUCAAAACCAAGGCACUUGUGAGGAAGUCGGCAUCGGAUAUGUAUGCACCUGUGUUCCAGGAUUCACAGGAGCCAAGUGUGAGAGCGACAUUGAUGAAUGUGAUUCUGUUCCUUGUCAAAAUGGUGGCUUGUGCAGAGAUGGCAUGGGAGAUUUCCAGUGUCAAUGUCAGCCUGGGUUUGUAGGCUUGGUGUGUGAGGCAGAGGUGAACGAGUGCAACUCUUCUCCAUGUUUGAAUGAAGGACUCUGUGUGGAUGAAGUGAAUCACUUUACAUGUAGCUGUCCAGAUGGAUUCACAGGUCCACGUUGUGAGUUGGAAAUAAAUGAGUGUGCUUCCAGCCCAUGUCAAAACGGAGGUGUUUGUAAAGAUUUGGAGGGUGGGUAUUUCUGUACAUGUUCUCAGGGCUUCACUGGCAACAAUUGUGAGGUUGAAGUUGAUGAGUGCUACAGCGACCCCUGUCUGAAUGGAGGAACAUGUGAGGAUGCUAUCAAUGAUUUCAGGUGUGAAUGUGUGAAUGGAUACAGAGGCAGACUAUGCCAGGUGGACGUAGAUGACUGCGAUCCAAAUUUGUGUUUGAAUGGCGCGACCUGUGUGGAUGGAGUGGCCACUUUCACCUGCCGAUGCCCUCCUGGGUUCAAUGGAACCAGGUGUGAGACAGAAAUGCCCUACUCCUUUGAUCUGCAGUUUGAAGUUUCUGGUAUCCACGGUUACGUGAUGAUGGACGGUCACAUGCCAUCACUUACACAGAUCACAUGUACAUUUUGGAUGAGAUCAUCAGACACGGUUAAUUAUGGAACUCCCAUCUCUUACGCUGUGGAGGGAAGUGACAAUGCCUUCCUCCUCAUUGACUAUAAUGGGUGGGUCUUGUAUGUUAAUGGCAAGGAGCGGAUCACUGACUGCCCAGCAGUAAAUGAUGGCCUCUGGCACCAUAUUGGUGUAUCAUGGCGCAGCAAGGACGGUGAUUGGAGAGUUUAUAUUGAUGGGAGCCCUUCAGAUGGAGGGAAAGGACUAUCAGUUGGCACUACCAUACCAGGAGGGGGUGCUCUGGUACUUGGACAGGAUCAGGACCAGAGGGGAGAUGGCUUCAACCCAGUGGAGUCCUUUGUGGGCACUCUUAGCCAGCUUAAUAUAUGGAACUAUGUUUUAACACCACAGCAGAUCAAGUCUCUGGCCAGUAGCUGUCCACGUGAUCUGCAGAAAGGGAACGUGUUUGCAUGGCCUGACUUCUUAGGAGGGGUCACGGGCCGAGUGAAGACCAGCAGCAAGAGCAUUUUCUGUGCUGACUGCGCCCUGGUGGAGGCUUCUGUUCCUCAACUGCGCUCAUCCAGUAAAGCUGUGAGUCCGGGCUCUAAGGUUCAGUUCUCUUGCAGUCCUGGGUUCUAUCUGGUGGGGGAGCCAGUGCAGCAGUGCUUAAACAGAGGCCAAUGGAGCCAUGCAGAGCCAAUGUGUGAACGUGUGGAAUGUGGUCCUCCGCCUGACCUGGAGCACGGGCAGUAUCAUGGAGAGGAUUUCUAUGCUGGGAGCACAGUGCUUUAUCAAUGUAAACCAGGGUUCUACCUGCUAGGGGAGAGUAAGAUGUUGUGUACCAACAAUGGUAAAUGGAUUGGCAACCCACCUGCAUGUCUGGAUGUGGACGAAUGUUCUCUGGGCUCUGAAUGUGAUGAACAUGCUAGUUGCCAAAACACUGAUGGCUCUCAUAUAUGCACCUGCAUACCCCCUUACAGUGGCGAUGGAAGAACCUGCACAGAGCCAGUAAAAUGUAAAGAUCCAGGUGUUCCUGAGUUUGGGCACCAUGAGGGCAGUAAUUUCAUCAUGGGCAGUGAGGUGGUCUUUUCCUGUGAGGAAGGCUAUGAGUUGAUUGGCUCAUCCCAUCUAUCCUGCACAGAAGAAGGAAUUUGGAAGGGAGAUUUCCCAUACUGCAAAGCCCUUUCCUGUGCACAUCCCACUCUCCCUGAAUAUGGAAUCAUGAAAGGGUCAAACUUCACAUACGGAAGCAAGGUGACUUUCAGUUGUGAGAAGGGGUAUGUCCCUCAGGAGCCAAUAGAAAGCCAGUGUCAAUCUGAUUUGAAGUGGAGCAGAGAGCCCCAUGUUUGUCAGCCUGUUACCUGUGGUGAGCCCCCAGUGGUUGAUUAUGCUGAGUAUACCCUCAACGGGAAAGUGUACCUCUCCACGCUAACCUAUACCUGCAUAGAAGGAUACAGUUUGCAGGGUGCCAUGGAACUGAAGUGUGAGUCAUCAGGAGAGUGGGCAUCUCCUCCCCCCAUCUGUGCCAGAGUGGACUGUGGCAAACCUCCUCCUUUGAAGGAUGCUGUGAUUAAGGGCGACAACUUUACACUGGGUAGCAUGAUCAUCUAUGUUUGCAAAGAGGGUUACACCCUCCUUGGUGUAGAAACUCAAGAAUGCCUCCCAAGUGGCAACUGGACUCAUAAUUCUGCUCAGUGUGUGCCUCGGUCUUGUGGACCACCGCCCCAAGUUGACCAUUCCCUACCUGACACUGGACACCAGCUUUUUGGGGACACUGCUAUCUACUUCUGCGAUGACGGUUACAUUGCUGGUAACAAUACAAAACUGUUCUGCAAUUCCCAAGGUGUUUGGGCUCCCCCAGAUGGAUUUGGCAUUCCUCACUGCAUUGCCAACUUCUGCCAGCGUCCCCUGGAUUUACCUCAUGCCAUUCUGGACUCCAUCAACAAACCAAAGCAUGCAAGCAACACAGAGGUCAGCUACAAGUGUGAGGAGGGAUUUGUUCUCAACACAACAGGAACCCUGAAGUGCAUGAUAGGGGGAGAGUGGACACCCUCACCUUUGGACAUUGGCUGUAUGCCUGUCAGAUGCUCAAAGCCAGACAGUAUUGAGAAGGGCUAUGUAAGUGGGAACAAUUAUAAUUUUGGAGCGGUGAUUGCAUACAGUUGUGAUAAAGGAUAUUUCAUUCGAGGAGAGAAGAGGAGAAUUUGUAAAGCCAACGGUGAGUGGGGAGGUGUCUUGCCCACAUGCCAGCCUAUUUCCUGUCCCAGCCCACCUCGCUUGGCAAAUGGCUUUAUCCCGGGCCAAAUAAGAAAGAACGGAUAUGUAUACAGCAGUAGAGUGACCUAUGCUUGCAACGAUGGUUAUCGCCUAACCGGAAAGCCUGAACGUAUAUGCAUGGCCAAUAAGCAGUGGUCGAACAACAAUCCUCCUGUUUGUGUCCUCCUCACCUGCCCUACCCCACCUGAUAUAAAAAAUGGCCGUUAUCAUGGCUCCACAUUUGAAGUUGGCAGCAAGGUGGAAUUUGCCUGCAACGAAGGAUAUGAACUCAUUGGAGAUUAUGUAUGGACUUGUUUAAAGUUUGGAAAUUGGGACGAGAGUGUAACCCCACGUUGUUCCCCAGUACAGUGCCCCGAACCACCUUUAGAGGAGAAUCACCUUGUACUGCGUGGAUUAGAUUCUGACUCAGGCAUUGUGGAGCUUUCUUGUGAGGAAGGGUAUGUUCUCCAUGGUGCACGAACUCUUCGUUGUACCCCAUCCCAGGAGUGGAAUGACUCUUUUCCUGUCUGCAAACAAGUCUUUUGUGGACCUCCCCCUGAGGUUGCCUUUGGUGACCCAUCCGACGCACUGUCCUACUUUCGUAGUGUGGUGACCUACUCGUGCAUGGAUGGCUUUACACUCCGGAAGGAAGCUUCUGUCCGCUGCCAGGCAGAUGGGAACUGGAGUAAACCUUAUCCCGAAUGCAUUCCUGUUGAAUGCCCACAGCCUGAGGACAUACCAAACGGAAUUGUGGAUGUUCAAGGACUAAUGUAUCUUAGUACUGCUGUCUAUAGCUGUAAGGCAGGGUAUGAUUUAGCAGGUAACAGCACUGUGCUUUGUGGUCAAAGUGGACAGUGGAUAGGAGGUGUACCUGUAUGUCACCCUGUUAAGUGUGCUGCACCCAAGGAGAUUCCCAAUGGCUAUGUUAGGUACACAAGGCUUCAGUUUAGCCAAUCAGUUACAUAUUCCUGCCACAGGGGGUACCGCUUACAAGGCCCAGAAACCCUUAACUGUUUGGAGAACGGACAGUGGCACCAGGAGGCUCCUACUUGUGUGCAGAUCUACUGUUCUCCUCCAAAACCAAUUGAGAAUGGCUUUGUAGAAGGACGGGACCGCAAGUUUGGGGUUACUAUCUUCUAUAGCUGCUUCCCAGGUUUCAUACUAGUUGGUAAAAUCGACUGCGGCCUGCCUCCGCAUAUUGAUUUUGGUGACUACUCAAAGGUCAAAGAACCGUCAGCAGAAGACGACGCCCUUACAAGCCAACAUUUACCAGUAGACAGCAGCUUUUUACAUGGUUCCCUGGUUCAAUAUCAUUGUCAUGCUGGGUAUGAAAUGAAUGGUGACAUUGUGUUGAUGUGCCAAGAAGAUGGCACAUGGAAUGGAACUGCCCCUGUGUGUGUUCCAGCACAAUGUGAGACUCCACCCAGCCCUGAAUAUGGAUCAGUUAUUGUUACAGAUAGUGCACUUGGCAGCCUUGCGGAGUACAGUUGCGAGGAGGGUUACGAGCUCAAUGGACAGACCAUCCGACAGUGCAUUUCUGGGAAGCAGUGGAGUGAUGACGCUCCUCGCUGUUUGCCCAUCUCUUGCGGUAACCCUGGAGGCAUUGCGAAUGGUGAGGUGAUUGGAAAAUCCUUUCACUUCAAGGCGCUUAUUCACUUUGAGUGCCAUAAAGGGUUUGUCCUUGAGGGUGUUGAGACUAGAACUUGCCAGGUUGAUGGGAAAUGGGAUAACAAAGCUCCAUCGUGUAGAGCAGUCUCCUGUGGGUGCCCUGAUGUAUCAAAGGAUGUUUUAGUAAGAGGAGACGACUAUACAUUUGGAAAGAGGUUGUUGUUCAGCUGCAAUCUUGGCUUCAUCCUACAGGGAACACCAACCAGUGUUUGUUUAGCCAAUGGCAGUUGGAGUGAGGCUCCUCCAAAGUGCCUUCCAGCCAACUGUGGUCAACCACCAGUAAUCGAAAAUGGUCAAGUAACAGGCACGGAUUAUGGUUACAAUGGUAUGGUUAGGUAUGCUUGUGGCAUUGGAUACGUCUUGACAGGAAAUCCUACACUAAUAUGCAGAGCUGAUGGACUAUGGGAUGACCCUCCUCCGCGGUGCGACAUAGUCACAUGUGAUCCACCUGAGGACAUUAGCCAUGGUUACCUGAAUGGAUCAAGCUUUAAUUUCGAUGAUGUUGUGGAGUAUAUUUGCUUCCCAGGCUAUGAGGUUGUUGGCAGUCCAGUUUUGCGAUGUGCUGCCGAAGGUGUCUGGUUGGGGCAAGUUCCAGAAUGCCGACCUUGUGUUUGCAGUCUCCCAGUUCUGAAGUACGGUGCUAUUCUCGGCCGAGACCACACCUGUGGUGCAAGCAUCUGGUUCCGAUGUGAUGAAGGCUACAAAAUUCUUGGCCCCACAGAGGCCAUAUGUGACAAGGGUGGAGUGUGGAGUCCAGGAGUACCCAUCUGCACUCGAGGGAGAUGUUCUAGCCCUCCUCCAGCUGUGCCUAAUGCUGUUGUACAAGGCAGUGCUGCCUACUCCAUUGACACUGUCACUUACCGGUGUAGGCCGGGAUAUCAUUUGAAAGGUUUUCCCCAUCUUUCCUGUGGAAGGUUGGGCAGAUGGGGAGAGCCAAACCUGAACUGUGAACCCAUUUCUUGUGGAGUUCCUCCUCUUAUCCCAAAUGCAGAGACUGCUGGAGUGGUGUUAACCUAUGGCAGCAAAGCUCAGUACAGGUGUAAAGAAGGUUUUGAAUUAGCAACAAAGACAGACUCAAUAACCUGUCAAAGUGAUGGCACCUGGUCCAAACACAGCAUCAGAUGUCGACCUUCACCCUGCAGCCUUCCUGCAAACCUCACCUAUGUAGUCAUCACAGGCAAGCAGCUCACACCUGUAGGGGGCACAGUCAUAAUCUCCUGUAGACCAGGGUACUAUCUUGAGGGACCUGGAUUAUCUGAAUGUUCAGUCUCUGGCACAUGGUCUCCACCUUUCUCUUCCAAGUCUUGUGUGCCUGUUAUUUGUGAGAAACUUCUCCCCAUUCUCAAUGGCUUGGUUGAGGGCAAGAGCUACAAUUAUCGAGAUAUUAUUAGCUAUACUUGUCUACCAGGAUUUGAACUACAGGGUGAUUCUGUUCAGACAUGUCAAGGUGAUAAAACCUGGAGUGGAACUCAGCCAGUGUGUGCUGCGGUGUCAUGUGGUCCUCCACCUGUGGUUCCCCAUGCAGUUACUGUGUCCAGUGGUCAGACAUACCAAAGUAUUGUGAGUUAUAUAUGUCAUUCAGGGCUGAGUUUGGUUGGUUCACAGAACCUCACUUGUCAAGCAGAUGGAAAAUGGAGCUUACCUACACCAUCAUGUGAAUUUACAGGUGGCUGUGAGAGGACAACAGACUUACUGAAUGGGAAGGUGCAGGAGCACAACCUGUCCAGCGGACAUGCUCUUGAGUUUCACUGUGACAAAGGCUACACACUGCAGGGAGAGUCUCUCAUCAUGUGUGUGGGAAACGGCUCCUGGAGUUCACCUUUCCCUGUCUGUAUACCCAAAUCAUGCCCCCCUCCUCCUGACUGGACUGGAGGUAGUGUCAACGCUACUCAGAUGGUUUUCCUGGUAGGCCAGUCGGUAUCAGUCAGUUGUCCUAAAGGUCAGCGGGUCAAAGGUAACCAGGGAAAAAGUAUCGCCACCUUAACUUGCAGGAGUGAUCAGAUCUGGGCCCCCAUCAGUGCAGUGUGUGAGAGGGUGUCCUGCGGCCCACCAAUGUACGUGGCAAAUGGGGUAGUCCGUGGGGCAGUGUUCCAGUUUGGAGAUGUGGUGGUGUACUCAUGUUACGCAGGCUACACCAUGGAGGGUUCUAGCAGGAGUGUGUGCUUGGAGAAUGGCACUUGGACCCCACCCCCUACCUGCAAAGCUGUCUGUUGGCUCCAGUGCCAGAACGGAGGUGUGUGCCAAAGACCAAACACUUGCUCCUGUCCAGAUGGAUGGAUGGGCCGAUUUUGCGAGGAGCCGAUCUGCAUCCUACCAUGUCUCAAUGGAGGACACUGCGUAGCUCCAUACCAGUGUGAAUGUCCAACAGGAUGGACAGGCACACGCUGCCAUAAUGCGGUGUGUUCCACGUCCUGUUUGAAUGGAGGCCGGUGUAUCCGACCCAACAGGUGUCACUGCAGUCAAGGAUGGGGAGGAUAUGACUGCUCUAGAAAAAGAAGAUCUGGAUACUUAUAUUUUUAAUGUGCCACACUACAAGAGUUCGAGUCCGAAUGUGUUGGAACAAGAUGGCUUAAUAUCAGAAUUUUGUAUACAACACAUUUUCUCUUUCCCUCAGAAAGUUCUAAGUGGUUUUGUAAAUUAAAGCUGUAUUUUUUCAUGUAGAAAAUGAAACAGUAUUAAAUAUAUGCUGCUGCUAUAUACAUGAACUAUGUGUAAAAAUGUUGAUGUGAUUGUCCAGUGUACAUGUAU
Sinocyclocheilus anshuiensis is the source of this 11192-nucleotide messenger RNA. Its product is annotated as sushi, von Willebrand factor type A, EGF and pentraxin domain-containing protein 1-like. Gene Ontology annotation, molecular function: calcium ion binding. Lineage: Eukaryota; Metazoa; Chordata; Actinopteri; Cypriniformes; Cyprinidae. The record is from RefSeq and is a predicted model, not a curated record.